Molecule: messenger RNA, 1421 nt
Organism: Protobothrops mucrosquamatus (brown spotted pit viper)
Lineage: Eukaryota; Metazoa; Chordata; Lepidosauria; Squamata; Viperidae
Product: protein farnesyltransferase subunit beta-like
Exons: 12
Coding region: 1-1287 (428 amino acids)
Biological process (GO): protein farnesylation
Cellular component (GO): protein farnesyltransferase complex
Molecular function (GO): protein farnesyltransferase activity
Source: RefSeq, a predicted model, not a curated record
AUGGCGGCGGAGGCGGCGGCAGGAGCUUCCACCCACCACGGCGGCGCCGAGAGAAGGCGCCAUCAGUGUGGCGGUAGCGGGGACGCGUAUCGAGAGCGGCUGGACGAUGACGGAGUUCGGACCCUCACUUCGGCGGAGCAGACAAAAGUGGAGGAUAUUGUUCAAGAGGUUUUUGAUGUUUACAAGAGAAAUCAUCAUGACACCCAGUAUGUUUUGCAACAAGAAAAACAUUUCCACUACUUGAAGAGAGGACUCAGGCAAUUGACAGAUGCCUAUGAGUGUCUGGAUGCCAGCCGCCCAUGGCUGUGCUAUUGGAUCCUGCACAGCCUGGAGCUCUUGGGGGAACCAAUCCCAGAUUCAGUAGCAUCAGAUGUGUGCCAAUUCCUGAGCCGCUGUCAGAGCCCAAACGGAGGCUUUGGAGGAGGACCAGGCCAACACCCACAUCUUGCUCCAACGUAUGCAGCUGUGAAUGCACUGUGUAUUAUUGGCACUGAAGAGGCAUACAAUGUUAUCAACAGAGAGAAACUUCUGGAAUACCUGCAUUCUCUGAAGCAGCCUGAUGGCUCCUUCAUCAUGCACCUAGGGGGAGAAGUUGAUGUCCGGAGUGCCUAUUGUGCUGCAUCCGUAGCUUCCCUUACCAACAUUAUUACACCGUCUCUCUUUGAAAAAACUGCAGAAUGGAUUGCAAGAUGUCAGAAUUGGGAGGGCGGGAUCGGUGGCAUCCCCGGGAUGGAAGCCCAUGGAGGAUAUACGUUUUGUGGACUGGCAGCCUUGGUCAUUCUCAAAAAUGAACAAGUCUUGAAUUUGAAAAGUUUAUUACACUGGGUUACAAGCCGUCAGAUGCGUUUUGAAGGAGGGUUUCAGGGUCGUUGUAAUAAGCUGGUGGAUGGCUGCUACUCAUUCUGGCAGGCCGGUUUACUGCCUCUCGUACAUCGAGCUUUGCAUGCCAAAGGUGAUCCUGCUCUCAGUAUGACACACUGGAUGUUUGACCAACAAGCCCUUCAAGAGUACAUCUUGUUGUGUUGCCAAUGUCCUGCAGGAGGUCUUUUAGACAAGCCAGGAAAGUCUCGAGAUUUUUACCAUACAUGCUACUGCCUGAGUGGGUUAUCGAUAGCACAGCAUUUUGGCAGUGGGGAUCUUUUACAUGAAGUUGUGCUAGGAGUGCCAGAGAACCGUCUGCAGCCAACGCAUCCUGUCUACAACAUCUCCCCUGGCAAAGUGAUGCAAGCUGUGAUGCACUUCCUGAAAAAGCCAAUUCCAAGUAGAGAAGAGACUUUUGCUAACUGAGCCUUUCCGCUGCCCUUAGAGAGACUCUGCAGUGUACUGUCCUGAUGUUCGGCGCAUAACGCUGCAUACCGUCUUAGCUGAUGUGGGACUGAGCCAUGAAGCUAACUUCCUUGGGCUCUACUGUGUGUGGGUGU